Molecule: messenger RNA, 967 nt
Organism: Daphnia carinata
Lineage: Eukaryota; Metazoa; Arthropoda; Branchiopoda; Diplostraca; Daphniidae
Gene: ppl
Product: glycine cleavage system H protein-like
Exons: 3
Coding region: 62-565 (167 amino acids)
Biological process (GO): glycine decarboxylation via glycine cleavage system; protein lipoylation
Cellular component (GO): cytoplasm; mitochondrion; glycine cleavage complex
Source: RefSeq, a predicted model, not a curated record
UGCAGCCGAAUCUCCCCUUUCGGUCACAGUCGUGAUUACCUAUCACAACAAUUUCUCUAGGAUGGCGGUCUGCGCGAGUUUGUUCUUCAAAUGCCGUCGACUACCGUCCACCUUGCUCAAUUUGCGUCCUCUUGUUCUUAGUUUGAAUGCUCAAAGUACUCGUACGUUUUGCUCAACCAAAGCAUUAGCAGCGAGGAAAUAUACCGAACAGCACGAAUGGGUUGAUGUCCAAGGUACGAUCGGCACUGUUGGGGUGACCGACUACGCCCAGACUGCGCUUGGAGAUGUUGUGUUUGCUCAACUUCCUGAACCUGAUUCAGAACUCAACCAAAUGGAUGACUGUGGAGCUUUGGAAAGUGUGAAGGCUGCCAGCGAACUCUACUGCCCUGUCAGUGGAACAGUCGUUGAGAAGAACAAGGAUGUGGAAGAGACUCCAGCCUUGAUCAACCAGUCUCCAUAUGAGCAGGGAUGGCUGUUCAAGAUCCAGCUCAGCAAACCAGAAGAGCUGGAUGCACUCUUAGAUGAAGCAGGCUAUGAGAAUCAUUUGAAAAACACAGGCCACUAGGUGCCUGCCAAAUUGUUUGCAAAUGAAGUUUGUAGAAUUGUACCAAGUAGACUGUUUAACAAAGAUAUUAUCUUUAUUUUUGGUGCAGCAUGCCAGCAGAUAUUCCAAAAUAUAUCCCUUAUUCUUAAACCGAAUCGCUGCACAAGUUUGUUAUCAGAAGGUGUUUUUAUCUGUUUACUUGUCUGGUAGGGAUUAAAGAGCAUGGGCUAUUAUUGGGACACUGAUAUCGGAUACGAGCUUUGAAACUAUAUUUGUUUGAUCCGGUAACUAAAGUUUGAAAUGCAGUCAGUCGUAUAGGAUAAAAACAAACAAACAAACGUAACACUUGUCUGGUCUACGUCUCAACGGAAAAUGGAAGGCACCGAUUGCUGUGAUGAUAAAUUAUAGGUAAAACAAAGCAAU